This is a messenger RNA of Biomphalaria glabrata, 3029 nucleotides long. RefSeq lists its product as uncharacterized. The transcript is spliced from 2 exons. Bases 608 to 2095 code for a protein of 495 amino acids. NCBI's taxonomy places the organism in Eukaryota, Metazoa, Mollusca, Gastropoda, Planorbidae. The record is from RefSeq and is a predicted model, not a curated record.
UAGUUUAAUAUCUAGACCUACUCCUAGAUCUAGAUCUCUAGAGAUAGAAUUCUAGAUUAUUACAACUUUAAUUUUAAUUGACUUUAUAACUAUACUGAUAAUUUAUUACAAGCCGUAACAAGACUCAAGUGACUAAAACUAGAUCUAACUAAAUUUGACUAGUCUAAAACAUUAAAAACUCUCUCUAGACUCUACUCUAGAGUGACUAAAGUCAGUAGAGUAUAGAGUGAGUAGAGCGUAGAAGUCUAGAUCUAAUUAUUAUAAAAAUAUUUUUUUUUUUGAAGUAUUCAACAUGACUAAUCAGACUGGUAGAUAUUUGGAUUGAUCUAGAUCUAUUACUUGACUAGCUAGACCGUAACUACUCACUCAUUAACUGUCACUAGGAAAUCAAUCACUGACGCUAGACUCUCUGCAAACACUGAACAAAAAAAGAUUACAACUAUCUCAACUUGACUGAUACUUUAAUAACACAUGAGUUUAAUAAACAAACAAUCAUAAUUUAAACAUAGUAACAUAAUAUUGUUAAAUGUACAAUUCGCAACACGAAACAGAAUGUAACCACUGCAGUGUACUCACUACUCAGUGAUACCUAACUUAAAAUAUUUAAAUGAUGGAGGGUGAAUCAAAAACAGCUUACAGCUGUGAAAAGCAAAAAUCAUUUUUCUUCCAACUACGUCAUCUGGCAGGAGAAGUUGACAAUAAAGUUCAUUUUGUCAAGGAACAAUUGGUGUCCAGGAGCUGUAAACUAGAGCCAUGCCAAGACCAAGCAAGUGCCAAUCUAUUUCUCAUGAAUACUAAAAGGGAGCUGUCAAGCACAUUUGAACAAGUGAAAACAAAGUAUAAUGUCUUUGAUUCAUGCAGCAAUGACUUUCAUAGAAUACAAGAACUUCUCAAAUCUGUGCUGUGUGCUCAUGAAAAGAGAGUUGGGAAAAUGCAGGACUUUAUGGAAUGCUAUGGCUAUGUCAAGCCUGUAAUAGAACCAAGUAUAUUGACAGCGUUAAAAGGUAGCCAACCUGAAUCUCAUAAAGAAGACAUUGAAUCAAGUCAGUCUGAUGAUGAUGAGGAUGAAGACAAUAUUGAAGAGUCUGUCUCCGGUACUCCACAGGCAAAAGCUAAUAUGGAGGCAAAAGAUAAAAUGGAGAAACAAUUGAUCAAAACUCCUAAGCUUGAAGAUCUUUAUGGCAAACUUUCUGAAAAUACUUUGUUUUUAUUAAAAGGGGCUACAAGUAAUGAUGCUGAUCUUAAUACAAUGCAGCUUUCAAAUUAUUCUUUAUCUUCUGUGCAAAAUAAAACUUACUCAACACCAUUUGAUUCACAGAAAGCAGAAGGUAAAUUUGGCUUUAAUGCCACUUCUACAUGUAAGGAAAGAACUGACAAUGCAAAUAAUUUUAUUACAAACUUGCAAACUAAUACAGACUGUAAACCUGAAACAAUGCCCACUGGUAAAGAUCAUGUUUUCCAAAUAACACAGUCUUUAUCAAACAUGUCAGAAAAAUAUGCUAAUCAUGGAAGCUCAUUUAGAACUCCAGAUUCUAUGAUAAAAUCAAAGGAACAGAAGAAAACUCCUGUAUUUGAAGAUGUCUACGGUAUGUUAUCAGAGUGCACCAUUUCUCUGCUUAGAAAUACGUCACACAAAUCUGUCAGUGCAGAGAAGCUUUUGACCAGUGUUUUAGAUUCUCCUAAAGACAUACCUGUGCUCUCUGAGCAGAGUGUAUUAUUAAAACCAAAUGAUAAAUCAUUGUCAGAGAGCAGCCUUCAGAACUGCUCACAAUGGACUAUUUCAUCACCCAAAGACUGUUCUAUAACCAAUGCAACUUCUCAAAGCAUUCAGACAACUGUUCCUAUAGAAACGUCAACCUGUGGUGAUUCAUAUAAUUCUACAGAUGAGAUAAAAGUUUCAAAGUGUGCUAGGACACUUUUGUACACACAGCCACCUGUCUCUGAAAAUACAAUUAGGUUCACAACUUCCUACAGGCAAAUGGCUUCUGCUGGCAAAGAAAAUGUUCCAGCUGUUUCGUUGUUUGAUUCCAUGCCAGCAUCACCAAAGCUCUUAUCAAGUGCCUUGAUUCAAGAUAUUUACAAUAAUAAGUAUUGAACUAAUCAAUAUUUGUGUUGGAAAGAAAAAAUGUUUAUAAAUCAUAAAUUAUCUGAGGAUAAUGUUUAGUGUUUUAAAAGAUAUAUGUAACACCAUAAUAACUCAGAUUGCUUUAUAAUUUGUGCUGUCAAAUGUUUAUUAAUUUCAUUAAAUCAUCAUAUAUUGAGUUAUUUUAUCACUUUUGUAUAUAAAUCAACAUUUUAGCUUGGUUACCUUUUAGCACUUUGGCAUUUACACUUAUAAUACUAGUAACUACAGGUGAAAAGUAUUUUCUUUAAGUUUUAUAGAGGGGAAUUAAAAAACUUUUUUUUUUCUUUUGGCUGAUAUAAACAGGAAUAUAUUAUCUUGCCAGCUCAGAGACUAAUAUCCUUAAAGUUUCCUUAAUUAUGUUGAGUAUUCUCAGGAAAAUCUGUAUGAAAAUAUGGGUUUUCAUGUGCUAUGAGUGGACCAACAUUAAGGUCAUUGUCAUAAAAAUAGUACAGAAUAAAUGUGGAAGUUAAAAAUGAUUUUAUUCUGUGUUUAAAAAAAAAACUGACUGUACCAAAGCUUUUUUUUUUUUUUGUAUCUACCCUGUGAAAUGUAAUAAGAGAAGGAUUCGGGUUGAUGGGGGGUGAAUAAUGGAAAUUUCUUCACAUGAAAAUCUUUUUUGAUGACUGACAAACUAGCUGUUUAAACUAUAGCAUUGAUGGUUACUUUGUCUUUAUUCAAAAAUAUAAAACGUCAAAUUGUCUUUAUGUAUGAUUGCAUUUCAAUUUCAAAGAAUGUAAAUCUUGUAUAUAAAAUGUUUACCAAGGAAACAAAUUUAAAGAAAUAUGUGACAUUUAAGGAGACAUUUGGAGCACUGUAGAUGUGUACCCAAUCCUAGAAAUAUUAGAAAUAUUAUCUUGAAUCCUAAACUAAAUGAACUAGUUUUCUAAUUAAAGAUUUAUAUAGC